UCUCAUACCAAAGCCAAACCAAAGCCAUGUCUGAAAAAGCGUCAUCAAGUGAAAACAUUGUUAGCCAGAAGUAUGACAGGUGUCUGGCCGAUCUCUUGGUGAAGGCCGGUGUAGGCUUCAGCGUUGGAGUCGUUGCAUCCGUCAUUGCUUUCCGAAGACGAACAUGGCCUAUUGCUCUUUCAACAGGCUUCGGUAUAGGCGCAGCAUACGCAGACUGCGAUCGCUCAUUCAACCCCGCACGUGUCUCGGGAACACGCAUAAUAUCCCAGACAGACGAGAACAAAUGAUCUCGUUUGACAUAUCACUCGAUAGUAUUGCGGAGAGCACUGCACAGAGCCAACGAUAUGAUCGUGAGCCUCGAGGACUUGGCAUUAUUUUACAUAGAGCGCCUUCGCACACCCUUCCACCUUCUAUAGUUCACAACGCAAAUGUUCAUUCUCCUUUUGACCAGCGUUCACUCCCAGCAUGAGAGCUUUCGGGCAGUAAUUCAUUGGUUGUAGAAAGAGGUUGGGGUGCCUCCCUAGGCAGUGUUCUUUGAGGUUUUCCGAGCACGAGGCGCUCGUAGAGUACGUCUGCGGGCAAAUUCAGGUAAUGUGAGUGACCAGAAUGAAGUUUAAAACAUCGAAGAAUGACGAACAUGCCGUUGCUGCCAUGAUGGGAACCGUGACGAUGAUGGUGCGGAGCCUGCGAGCUUGAGGAGGCAGCUUCUGUGUCAUUGUGUACCUUUCUAGAUUGCAGUACUUAGUACCGAUUCAUGGUAGUUGUGAAGCUUGUCCAGAAGGAGAUG
Messenger RNA from Suillus fuscotomentosus, 787 nucleotides. RefSeq lists its product as uncharacterized. The coding region runs from base 27 to 287 and encodes 86 amino acids. The transcript is spliced from 5 exons. NCBI's taxonomy places the organism in Eukaryota, Fungi, Basidiomycota, Agaricomycetes, Boletales, Suillaceae. The record is from RefSeq and is a predicted model, not a curated record. Gene Ontology annotation, cellular component: mitochondrion; MICOS complex; mitochondrial inner membrane.